Molecule: messenger RNA, 120 nt
Organism: Parastagonospora nodorum SN15
Lineage: Eukaryota; Fungi; Ascomycota; Dothideomycetes; Pleosporales; Phaeosphaeriaceae
Exons: 2
Coding region: 1-120 (39 amino acids)
Source: RefSeq, a predicted model, not a curated record
AUGGAUCAAUAUUCUCAAAAGCAGACCCCAACGCCGUCAUCAAGACCACCAACACACAACGACGAGAAUCAUCUAGGCAGGCGAUCGCGUGUCAUAUACAGACGGAUCUGCGGUUUCUGA